This is a messenger RNA of Poeciliopsis prolifica (blackstripe livebearer), 1759 nucleotides long. RefSeq names its product tissue alpha-L-fucosidase-like. Gene Ontology annotation, molecular function: alpha-L-fucosidase activity. Lineage: Eukaryota; Metazoa; Chordata; Actinopteri; Cyprinodontiformes; Poeciliidae. The record is from RefSeq and is a predicted model, not a curated record. Gene Ontology annotation, cellular component: lysosome. The transcript is spliced from 8 exons. Gene Ontology annotation, biological process: fucose metabolic process; glycoside catabolic process. Bases 106 to 1458 code for a protein of 450 amino acids.
GCGUGAUUCCAGUCACGUGACGAGGAAACAAAACAGCAACAACAGACUCUUCCGGCAGAUCCAAAGAACUUUAAAUCAGUUACUUUAGGCCAACCGGUACCAGCUAUGGCCGCCGUCUCCCUCCUGCUCCUCCUCGUCGCCUCGGCGUGUCCCGCGGCGGCUCGCUACACCGCGGACUGGACCAGUCUGGACGCCAGACCGCUGCCGUCGUGGUACGACGAAGCCAAGGUGGGAGUCUUUGUCCACUGGGGGGUGUUUUCGGUGCCGGGCUUCGGCAGCGAGUGGUUCUGGUGGCACUGGCAGGGCCAGCGGCCGCCCGACCCGCACUGUGUGGCCUACAUGUCCGAGAACUACCCGCCCGGCUUCGGGUACCCGGAUUUCGCCCCGCGGUUCCACGCACAGUUUUUCGACCCGGAGGAGUGGGCGGACGUCUUCAAAGCCUCCGGUGCAAAAUAUGUUGUCCUGACUUCCAAACAUCAUGAAGGAUUCACUAACUGGGGGUCUCCUUACUCCUGGAACUGGAAUUCUGUGGACAAUGGUCCCAAAAGGGACUUGGUGAAAGACCUGGGAGAUGCAGUUCGCAGCCGAUCGCUGCACUAUGGCCUCUACAACUCCUUGUAUGAGUGGUUCAACCCGCUCUACCUGGAGGACAAGAAGAAUGGAUUCAAAACCCAACAGUUUGUGAUGCGGAAACUACUUCCUGAACUCUAUAACAUUGUUGUAAGGUACAGACCUGAGGUCAUCUGGUCCGAUGGCGACUGGGAAGCACCAGACACCUACUGGAACUCCACUCAGUUUCUGGCGUGGCUCUACAACGACAGCCCUGUCAAAGAUACUAUUGUGACCAAUGACCGAUGGGGGCAAGGCACUGCCUGCAAACAUGGUGGCUUUUAUAACUGCCAGGACAAAUACACCCCAGGCCAGCUGCCCAAACACAAGUGGGAGAAAUGUACAUCUGUGGACACUUUAUCGUGGGGUUACCGUCGAAACAUGAAGCUCAAAGAACUGAUGGAUUUACCUGCCAUUAUUGACGAUCUGGUCAGCACUGUGGCUCUAGGAGGUAAUUAUCUCCUCAAUGUAGGUCCCACAGCCGACGGGACCAUUCCCUGUGUGUUUGAGGAGAGGCUGAGGGGUGUUGGUGCCUGGCUGGAAACCAACGGAGAGGCCAUCUACACCACCAAACCUUGGAGGGUCCAAAUGGAAAACGGCACCGUGCCAGUGUGGUAUACCUCAAAAGGUGCCACAGUCUACGCUAUAAUAACAGCCAAACCCCCAACAACUACACUGAAGCUGUUGAUCCCCCAAACAUCAGCAGCAACUAAGGUGACUCUCUUGGGUCGUCCGUCCUCCCUACCUUGGGCACCAGUCUACCCUAAUGCAGGCCUCUCCAUCCUUUUGCCUGAGCUACCUUUCACUCCUGGCCAAGCCUGGACACUCAAACUGGACAAUGUCCAGUGAAAUUUGAAGUUAUAAAAUAUUUACCAUGUAAGACAAUGCAUUCAAUUCAUGUUGUAAUUUUUCACUUUGGAGGGAUAAUAGGAUAACGCUUAAGGGAAUUUUUUUAAAUGUCUUUGAUCAUUCCUUUCCUGAUCUGAAAACUUGUUUUUGGUUAAUAUAUGACUGUGUCUCCAUUUUUAAAAAUGUUUUUGGUGAGUUUUUUAUUACCAAAAACGAAAAGUGGCACUCCUGUUCAACAUGUGGGGAUUUCCAAUUUUGUGGAAAAUAAACACUCUCUGUGCUUUUUCUCUCGCAAACUUUG